CUUCUGUUAAACUGUCGCUCGCAGUCUGGCGCAACCAAUUCAACGUCCACAUCCUUUUUCUCCUCCGCCGUUUCGACGUUGAUCGACUCCCCAUCUCACCCACAUAUUGCAGCAGUAAUCUCGAAACAUACUGCUCAUAAUGGCGACCGGAGUGGACGCCAAGCUCUUGAAGAGCACCAAAUUUCCUCCCGAAUUCAAUCAGAAAGUGGACAUGCAAAAGGUCAACAUUCAGGUCAUGAAGAAAUGGAUUGCCAGCAAGGUCACCGAGAUUCUAGCCAACGAGGAUGAUGUUGUUAUCGAGCUGGUUUUCAACCUUCUUGAGAGUGGCCGCUAUCCCGACAUCAAGUCCAUGCAGAUCCAACUCACAGGCUUUCUCGACAAAGAUACCCCGACAUUCUGCAGGGACCUGUGGAAGCUUCUACUUAGUGCGCAGACUAGUCCUCAAGGUGUGCCAAAGGAGCUUCUGGAGGCCAAGAAGAUGGAAUUAAUUCAGGAGAAGCUCGAAGCGGACAAAGCCGCAGAAGAGGCACGACAGAAACGUCGAGAAUUCGAAGGUCGACCUGAAAGGGGCCGCGGCGGCCGAGGAGGCGGUAUGGGUGGUGGCCGCGGCGACUCCUGGCGUGGAGGACGGCGUGACGACCGCGACCCCCGAGGGAACAUAGGCCGAGGUGGCGGUGGGCGAUCUCGCUCACCACCGCGUUUCCGUGAUCAAAGGGACCGUGGCCCACCAAGAGGAGGACUCAGAGAUUCAUAUGUUCCCCGAGGAAGUCCGACAUUCAGACGUGGCGGAGGACGACGGGACGACAGGAGACGGCGAUCUCGAACUAGGUCGCCGUCUGUGCGGUCGAGGUCCCGCUCUCGUUCGCGGACACCCAGCGUUGACGGAAGCCGGCGAUCUGUUACUCGAUCCCCUAGCCCUCCUCCAAGACGGGGACGGGUAAGAUCACGUACUCGUUCUCGCUCUCCGAUCCCCCACAGGGGACCGCAUAAGCGCGUCAGGUCACCAUCGCCACGGCGCGGACCCAGAUACCGGGGGCGCUCCCGAUCUCGGACUGGCUCGGUUUCAUCCGAUCGUGGCUCUCGCUCCCCCAAGCGCCGCCGUUACUCCACUUCCCCUAGUCGGAGCCGUAGCCACACCCGGAGCCGCAGCCCAAGUCGGAGCCGGAGCAUCACCCGAAGCCUCAGUAGAAGCCUGACUCGGAGUCUUAGUCGCAGUCGAACCCAGAGCCGGAGUCGGAGCCGAAGCCUGUCGAGGGCUCGAAGCAAGCGCUACAGUCGGUCCGUAUCGUCUACUGGGUCUUCUCGUCUUUCCCGAUCGCGAAGCCGCACCCCGGUUAGGCGAACGCGUCGUAGUAGCCGCAGCAUUUCUCCCGAUCACCGUUCUUCUAGACGUCGAUCACGCAGCAGAAGUGGAAGCCGCAGUAUUAGCCCUCGCCGCUCACGGAGCCCUCACAGACGCUCUCGUAGAAGGGAUGACCGAGACAGCAGCGUAGAUGCUACGCCCAGACCCGGCAGCAGAAGCCGCAGGGCCUCUUCUGUGGCUGCAAAAUCUUCUGCGCAUGACAGAUUGGCUGAUGAUUCAGGCGCUCAAGACAGAAUCCGCUCUCCCCGAGACACUAGAGCAGCUGCCGAAGCUACCUAACGAGAAUCUCAAAGCCUCUUGCGAACAGCGCCAGAAAGAGCCAAAAGGAAAAAAUAUCAAGCAGAUGAGGUCCUCUAGAAGCGCAGAAGGGAAUCAUGAAGGCUAACCAGUCGUUUUGAAGAUAUGAACACAGCUGCUGAGCACCGCUGUUUUGUCGGCGCAAGCACAAGCGCACUAUCAUUAGAGCCUUCCGCGUCCUUUUUAACCUUGGUGGAUUGGUCAGCCGAGGUGUUGUGAGGUCCUUCCUUUAGAAUCCCCUCGUUGAUGUCUCCAAGUGUCUGAAAUCAUAUACUCCAGUCUUCAGGUCCGCAUGUAGACUAAAUACCUUGUAUGGCAUGAGCACCGAUAUCACACACACAUACAGAUGCAAAGUAUUUU
Molecule: messenger RNA, 2020 nt
Organism: Neurospora crassa OR74A
Lineage: Eukaryota; Fungi; Ascomycota; Sordariomycetes; Sordariales; Sordariaceae
Exons: 5
Coding region: 140-1642 (500 amino acids)
Biological process (GO): regulation of mRNA splicing, via spliceosome; mRNA processing
Cellular component (GO): spliceosomal complex
Molecular function (GO): RNA binding
Source: RefSeq, a predicted model, not a curated record